Saccostrea cuccullata (small rock oyster) is the source of this 5763-nucleotide messenger RNA. RefSeq names its product mitogen-activated protein kinase kinase kinase 2-like. Gene Ontology annotation, molecular function: ATP binding; protein kinase activity. NCBI's taxonomy places the organism in Eukaryota, Metazoa, Mollusca, Bivalvia, Ostreida, Ostreidae. The transcript is spliced from 16 exons. Gene Ontology annotation, biological process: protein phosphorylation. The record is from RefSeq and is a predicted model, not a curated record. The coding region runs from base 417 to 2234 and encodes 605 amino acids.
UUUGUUGAUGUAUAUAAUUAAUCAUGUUGUUAUUUACAUGUGUGACAGGAAUUAAUUGGUUUUCUUGUCUCUCUGCUUGUUCAACAUGAGUCAUUUCUGUGUGGAAGUACUGGUGAAGGAAAACAAAGAGAUACACUGUAAUGGUGUGCAGUAGAGGAGCUCUCUUCAUCUGCCCUGGGCAAGUGGUGAAGUUGGUACAUUUUUUAUGCCAGUAUUAAGAUUAUAAACUGCAUACAGAUGGCUAGCCAGAAGCCAUUGAACUUGUGGUAAUUAGGAUAUGAAGGCAGUUUACACAGGAGUCUGAGUGAAACGACAACUUCUGUCUCUUCUUUUUAGAAACAGAAAAAUGAAGAUUUUACAGAUUGGUUAUAAUGACAAGUUUCCUCCAUGAAUAGCUUAAGAUAACAGAUCCCAAAAUGGAUGGUCAGCCAUCUUUAGAUGCUGUGAUGGGCUCCAUCCAGUCUCAACUGGAGAAGGGUUUAAAACAGGGCAGCAAGAUAGCAGCCCAGAGUGCCAUCGCUAACUUACAGAAAAACCACAGUAGUCAUAGACAGAAAGUAAAGCUGGAUUACAUGGGAGAAAAACGUGUUGUUACGUUGCCCCGGCCUGUUGUUUAUGAUGACGUUUGUGCCAAGAUUCGGGAGAUGUAUGGAUUUGAUAUGAAUAUAGUUUUCACACAGUCCAAUGGAGAGAUAAAAACUCCAAUUUGUAAUCAAAAUGACCUUGACAUGGCCAUUGCUUUAGUGGAUAAAAAUGAGAGAUCAACAAGUCUUCGUUUAAUCCUGACCGCUCCUGUGGGUCAAGGUCACGGCCGGAGAACAGGUGCCCCCUCCAUAGACACUGGUUACUCUUCCAUUAGAUCUCAGGGACGAGAUAUAGAAUCCCCCAGCCCUCCACCAGGUUCUCUGCCCCACAACUUCAGCCACAGUGUGUCAUGUAAUUCCAUCAACAGUGAGGGGGAGUUCAUCCCAGAGGGUGACGAGACUGGCUCAAUGACAGAAAGCAACAUAUCAUUAGACAGCAAUUACAUGAGCUCUUAUGGUGGUGACACAUUCCCACUCAGGGGCCGAUCCACUUCACGUAGGAGUAUUUUGCCUGGUGAAAGGGAAGAAGAAGGUCGAAAUCAGUUUGGGACAUUCCCUCGGAGUAUGGGCUCUCUGUCUCAACAAAUGGUGGAAGGACCCAGUACAUUUCCCCGAAUCCGACCGACGGUCAGUUCGCGGCCCGACCUCAGUAACAGCCUGCGGUCCGUGAUGUCCUCGAGGGGGAGUGAGGGUACAAUGUCCACCGUCAGCUCCAGUAGUAACAGCAGCGGCUUCCCUCCUGAUCACGACAUGGACUCACCUGAUGGACGCAUCAUGAUCAAACGCAAUAGUGAUCUAGAUAGUCCUGUCUAUGCCUUAGCAGAUCUCUCCUUAUCAAAAUCCCCGCGUUGUCCUGUGAACUGGAAGGCGGGGUCCCUGUUAGGGAGUGGGGCGUUUGGGGAGGUGUACGUUUGUCAUGACAAGGACACAGGCCGAGACCUCGCCAUGAAAGUGGUCCGACUAGAACAGAUGAAUGCUGAAACGUCCAAGGAAGUCCGAGCUUUGGAAAAUGAAAUUCAUCUGCUGAGAAACUUUGAACAUGAAAGAAUUGUCUCCUACUUUGGUUGUGCCCAAGACAAGCAAUCAUUAUAUAUCUUUAUGGAGUACUUACCUGGAGGUUCUGUGAAAGAUGAAAUCACUAAAUAUGGAUCUCUGACAGAAAACGUGACCAGAAAGUAUACUAAACAGAUGUUAGAGGGCCUGGCUUACCUCCAUAAAAAUGUCAUUGUACACAGAGAUAUUAAAGGUGCUAAUAUACUGAGAGAUGGUAAUGGUAACAUUAAGUUGGCUGAUUUUGGUGCCUCUAAGCGCCUACAGACCAUUGUUAGUGCCACAGGUCUACACUCAGUGGUGGGAACACCGUAUUGGAUGUCUCCGGAGGUUAUAAAUGGGGAAGGUUACGGGCGUAAGGCCGACAUCUGGAGUGUUGGCUGUACAAUAGUGGAAAUGGUCACCACCAAGCCACCCUGGGCAGAGUAUGAGUCUAUGGCUGCAUUAUAUAAAAUUGCUAUGGAGAAAAAACCUAGAUUCACAUUGCCAAAUCAUAUUUCAGAACUGUGUCAUGAUGUUCUCAAUAAAACAUUUGAUAGAAAUCCGAGCACAAGGCCAACCGCAAUAGACUUAUUAGGUCACAGAUGGAUAACGGGGUAAAAAUCAAGUAUUGUAUUGCAGAGGUUUCCUCAAACAAGUGUUCAUCUGACAAACAAAAUUCUUUGCAACAACCUAAACCAGAAGUGAAAAGGGAAUUAUCUUUGUCAAACAAAGUAUAUAUCUCUUCAUAUACCUUCUGCGGAAAAUCCAGGACUUGUAUUUCUGAUGUAUAUAAAAGGAGUAUUGAAUACCCACAGACGUCUUUCAAGAAUGAUGUACUAGAAACACAAACAGUGUCUGAGACAUGUCGAAUCAAGUUCCUUGGAUUUGAUAUGCAGAAUUGCUAUAUAUAUAAGAUUCCAGUGGGCAUAUCGGAGUGGGAGUGAGGAGUACCAGAGGGUUCUGACUUUGAGAAUCAGUGCUUCAGAUGAAUAUAUCUGACAGACUUGGGAUACAAAGUAUUAAUUAGCUAUGACAGUUCUGUAAAACCCACCAUCUCACCAGCAUAUAGUUCAACCUUCCAUUUCAUUAUUUUUACUUGUUUUAUAAAACCAUGUCAAUAACCAUUAUAGAUGUUUCAUCAGGAAAUUAGAUAUUUCAAACUUCACUGUGCAAACAAAGGGCAAAAAAAACAAACUAUGCACCAGUCCUGUCUACAAGUGACACUAUUCACUUUAUUUUUUGAAAAGAAUGCAUGUCUUAUGGAAAAUAAUCUUUAUAAUACUGACCCCAUAUUCGUAGACUCAUUUGGACCUCUUUUUAAGCAUAACUAUAUUUGACUGUUGAUAGGUCAGCUCAUUUAUUCUGAUUUCAGGAACAACCACUGGUUAUUUUGAAUUUUUAAAAAUAAAAAAAUAUCAGGGUAUGUAAACUAGCACUACAUGAAGUAACUUGAUUUUGUGUCUUUUAAAUUUUAGCAUAUGUGUAAUUAUGAGCAAUCAAUAACCUUGAUUGCUCUUAGCAAUAUAUAAAAUUGAUACUUUGAUUUUGAUAAUGAAAUAGCACUAUGAGACUGCAUUAAAGAAAAAUAAAUCCAACUAAAAUAAAUAUAGUCCUACAGUACUAUGGCGCCCUUGUAUAUUAAUGGCAAACAUGAACAAAAAUCAUCGAAUUUCUGAGAUUAUUUGAAGAGAAAAUCAUUUGCACAAAGAUGAGAUGAUAUUACAGUUCCAUUACUCCUGGUUGACUUGAUUACUCCUGAGUAUUGUACAGUAGAUGUUUAUUGUAUGCCUUACUUCUAUCUAUUGCCACAUUUCUUUCACUCAUGUAAAAUCUAGGUUCUAGUGUUAAGACUAUUUUUAUACAUUGUAUUAUGGUAAGACGUAUCUAAGUCAGAGUGCCUGACAAAUGCUGCUUUACGUCUGUCGUUACUGAUGUAUCUUUUUUUAUGGUGUUCUUCUGUUAACAAGAAAUCUGUAUUUUGAUAUGAAAUCAUUUUUCACAGUGUUGAUUUUUUAGUAAGACAGUACCUGAUAUAGUCAUUCAAUUUAUUUUUCCUGCCUCUCGUCAUAAAGGUGCAAUGAAUUACUAUAGACACUCUUGGGCAUUAUUCCCAUUCAGUGUAAACUUAUUUUGAUUAAUGACAUUUCCAAAAAUGUUCUUGUGGUAUGAGAGUUUUAAAGAUUUGGCUUAAUGUCUGUAUCCAUGACAAUUAGGAAGCAGUAGUUCUGUGUCAGUCUGAUGCUUUCCUUUUGACCAGUCCUGUCUAUGUUCUCUGCAGAAGUGAGUUCAUUGGGUACACAAAUUAUUUUGAAAAACUAGGUUUCAUCCAAGUUGGUGAGAUUUUCUGUCAUAAAUCAGUAUUUGAAGGUGCAUUUAAAAGUUGUAUACCUUCAUUAAAGGAAAGAGAACCAGAUUUAUAUAAGCAAUUUUAUUCCUACAUGAUUGUUAAAAAAAACUAUUAUUUUUCUUGGUCACUUUGUAAUUUUUUUUUAAGGAAGUGCAUUUACUUAUUCCACAGUAUUCAUUGAUUUACUGCAAGGUUACUAGUUUUGUUUCUUGAAUGAUUUGUCAUAGAGGAGGGGAGGAAAGUACAUGUACUGUGUAUCACAUCACUAUAUUUUAUUUAAGUACUGUAAUCUUCAGCAGGGCUUUGAACUUAAAUUUCAAUUCAGUUAGGAGACUGAUCAGCAAAACACAUAUUCUGGAAAAUUUAGAGUUAUUGUACCUAUUUUGAGAUUGCACCGUUUCCAUUUGCUGUGUUAUUUGAUUUAUCAAAUUUAACUAAUUUUAUAUUUUUAUUGAGCAUAAAAUUAUUUUUGAAAGAGCCCUAUUAAAUUAUUAAAACAAUUGAAUGAUAACCAGGCACACAUUUUCCUGGAAAGAAAAUAUUUUAUUUAAAGUUCUUUUGAAGUUCAUUUUUGUUCUCCAAAGUAGCAAAAAGCCUCAUUUAGAAGAAAAAGUUUACUAAAUUACUAUUUACUGAUACCAGACCCUAGCUUUCUAUAUAAUCACAUUUUCAAAGAUAACUACAUUAAAUCAAAUGUGUAUAAAUUGUACAGAUGCUAUAUGUUAAAUAGUAGCUACAGAUUUCAUGACGAAUGUGAUAGAUGGAAGUAAAAACUCCAAGUCCCAGUGAUUAUUUGUAUAUAAGUGUAAAUAAUGUGUACAGGUGUUCAUAAAUAUAUAGCACUAGAAACUAUACUUAACAUUGCAGGCUUUAAGGACGAGUAUUAAUGGUGGUUUCUCUCUCUUUAUUGAAGUUAAACUUUACUUUGUGUAUACAUUUAGAGAUAAGAAAUUGAGGAUAGCAAAGUUUAAAUUCAUGUAAAAUUUCUAUUUUCUCAUUUUUAGAGAAAGGGGUGGGGUGAGUUUUUUUUUAUUGAAAUUAUUUGACAAGACAGUAAAUUAUUGAAAUUAUUGUAAAAAAAAAAAUAACUAGAGAAGUUUUAUAUCCUUUUUUAAAAAAAUUAAUCAAUUAGAGCACGUUGAUCGACCAAGAGCUCACGAUGUAAGAGAGAAAACCUACAGUGUUUGUUUGUACAUGUAAUAUGUUUAUGAAUGAAUGUUAUGAACAAAUUUUCUAUCAUGUUAAGUUAUGUAUACACACAUAUAUAUAAAUAUAUAUAUUAUAUAGAUCAAAUUAUUAUUAUAAAGAUAUUAUUGUUUUGUAUUGUAAUUGUGUCGGUUUAUAGCCAGGCACUUUGACCGCAUUCUGAUGUUUUAUGUAUGUCACCUCUGUGAAGAUGUUAUAACCCAUUUUACACAGAUUUUGAAAGGAUUUUAAAAUUUUUCAAGUUUUAGCCCCUUGUUAUGAUGUUUAAUCUUUAUUUUAUGGAAACUGUCACUUUUUUAUAAGUACAGAAAAACUGUAUUUUUCGUAUUUAUUUAAAUUUUGAAAUUUAGAAGCAACCUUCUCCUAUGGAACUUGAAAUUUGGUGAUGCAAGAAUUUAAGAGUAUUGAAACAAUUAAACUUGAAUUUGGAUAACUUUACAAACUAGAAGUGCAGGGAGCUCGUAUGACCUGUUAUAACUAGCCUGUGAUUAUACCUGACUAUUUUUGUUAUACCUUUAUGCAAAUCAUGAAUCUUCAUCACUUGUGUCAUUUGUGCCUUAUUUUUAUACACCAAUAAAAUUGUGUAUAAGUAAA